AUGGAGCUCUGGAGAGACGGGCAGGGUGGGGAGAAUGGGCUGGAGAGGCAACGAGGAAAAGAAAAAGAGAAGGAGGGGACGAAGGAGGAUCUCUGUGGAAAUAACCCGCCUGCAGGAAGCCAGAAGCAGGAGGGGCCUGGAACAGAACAACCAUUGUCACCUGACUGCAAGAGUCCCUCUUUGAGGUCCAAACGGGGGGGCCUGACAGGUAAAAUAGUGAAGCAGGUGGAGGAGCCUCAGGGGCGUGGGCCUUUCUUCUUCGUUGGAGGAGCCAAUGGGGCUGAAAUAGUGACCAGCUACUGUCAAAGCAAAGGAUGGCAGAGGAUUUACGAUAAGCACAGAGUGGAUUUCAAACUCAAGUGGUGUGAGACCAAAUCUUCAGCGACCUACAACAACUUCAGAGAAGGUGAACAGCUUGUGUACCAGAUUCCCAACAACAAAGUGCUCACCACCAAGAUCGGCCUCCUCAACAGUCUGCGGGAGUACGAGCGAGUGGGCAGCAAAAUCAAACACGGUAAACACAGGAGGCUGAAAAUGGAAGACUUUAUCCCCACCACCUUUCGCAUGGAUGUGAGUGAAGAGAGAGAGGCCUUCUUUUCCCAGCGGGAAGAGGAGGGACAGAGACAGGGAACACAGACGCAAGAGGAAACAUGUCAAGCUGUGAGCAGCAGUGAGGCUCACAUGUGGAUCUGCAAGCCGACGGGUCUGAACCAGGGCAAAGGCAUCUCCCUUCUCAAGGGUCCGGAGGACGUGGCCGCCCUCAGACUGAAGCUGCAGCGCAUGGAGGACAGCCUGGUCAGCGGGAGGCCGCACCAGCGCCGGGCUCAGGCCUACAUCGUCCAAGAUUACAUCCAAAAUCCACUGCUGCUGAAGGGCCGAAAGUUUGACGUGCGCUCUUACCUCCUCAUCGCCUGCACUGCCCCUUACAUGAUCUUUUUUCGCCACGGAUAUGUGCGACUGACCUGUGACGUCUACAACCCCAGCUCCAAAAACCUGUCCGCCCACCUUACCAAUCAGUACAUGCAGAAGAAGAGCCCUCUCUACCAUUUGCUGAAGGAGGACACUGUGUGGUCUAUGGAGGCCUUCAACAAUUACAUCAAUGACAAGUUUCAGGUUGCCAGGGGUCUGCCCAGGGACUGGGUGCUCGGAGCCUUUGCCAAGCGCAUGCAGCAGAUCAUGACCCAGUGCUUCUUCGCGGUCAAGUCCAAGUUGGACUGCCGUUUGGGAUUCUUUGAUUUGAUUGGCUGUGACUUCAUGAUCGACGAGGACUUCAAGGUAUGGCUGUUGGAGAUGAACUGUAACCCAGCUCUCCACACAAACUGUGAGGUGCUGAAGGAGGUGAUACCCAGCACGGUUGCAGAGACAAUGGAUUUAACUCUGGAGAUCUUCAACAAGCGUCGCCUCAGAAACAGAAUCUUGCCUUUGGCUGCUCAGAGGGAGUUUGUGCUUCUGCACGAUGGAGCUUUGACUCCUGGUCCUUCACAGGCCAACGGCAACAGGAAUGCAAACCGUGUGUGCUACCCAAAGACCACCAACAAGAGCCAAAUAACUGAAUCCAGGUGGCAGAAGUCAGGGGUGGAGGGCAUGUGUGUGUCAUCAUUCCCUGAUAAUUCUGUGAAUGUUUUACCAAAUGGUGAGCAAAUGAAUCAUUAAAAGUCUGCCCAUUGUAUCAACACCACCUCCAUGACCUAAGCUCUCCAUUUAAAUACUUUAUCUGCUCGAGGACCCUGGUAUUUGCUCAGCAGCAGAGACUACUCCCAUCCUGUCAGGGGUAACAACACCAACACUUCAAGAUGGACUCAAGCUCAGCAUGAUCAUUUAAAGGCUAAAGAUCACAUCAGACGCAUGUUUCAGACGGCACCAAUAAAGAGGAAAUGGGCCGCAAUUAUCCAUUUUUUAUCCUUUUUAUCAAUCAUUUUUUAUUAAAGAAAGUAUUUGGGAACCUUUGAGCACAGUUAGUUUAUCAAAUAAAAGAACAUCCUUCAGUCAUCUCUCUCACGUCAAGUUGCACCAUUGUACAGAAAUGGCAGAUUAUGUGAAAAA
Molecule: messenger RNA, 2043 nt
Organism: Menidia menidia (Atlantic silverside)
Lineage: Eukaryota; Metazoa; Chordata; Actinopteri; Atheriniformes; Atherinopsidae
Source: the annotation of a GenBank genome assembly